Messenger RNA from Tachyglossus aculeatus (Australian echidna), 6105 nucleotides. RefSeq names its product ATPase copper transporting beta (gene ATP7B). Bases 1 to 4560 code for a protein of 1519 amino acids. The record is from RefSeq and is a predicted model, not a curated record. Gene Ontology annotation, biological process: monoatomic cation transport. Gene Ontology annotation, molecular function: ATP binding; ATPase-coupled monoatomic cation transmembrane transporter activity; copper ion binding. Gene Ontology annotation, cellular component: membrane. NCBI's taxonomy places the organism in Eukaryota, Metazoa, Chordata, Mammalia, Monotremata, Tachyglossidae. The transcript has 22 exons.
AUGAACAAGCAGACACACAAAGCUCCACUUACAAUCAGCCCUGGGAAAAAUAAUGAACACAAAAAUCUGAAAUGGAAGAAGAACAAGAGUCUCUUUAGGGAGGAAACCUUGUCCCACACAGGAAUGCCUGGAAAAGAAAAUAAACAGUUUGUCAUCCAAGGAAGGAAAGGUGACCCAUUCCAGGGUCAUUCCCAACAAGGGAAAGCCCUGCCUAAAGUUUCUUUCCCGGCUCGUGUUCAAAAGCAAAGUUUUGCCUUUGAUAAUGUUGGCUAUGAAGAGAGUCUGGACGAUUUGCUCCCUCGGGCAAGCACCGGGGUGGUCAGCAUUUUGGGGAUGACCUGCCAGUCGUGCGUUGAGGCGAUCAAGGGCAAGAUUUCGACCCUGAAAGGCGUCGUGAGCAUAAGCGUCUCCCUCGAGAAGGGCAGUGCGGUUGUUGAGUACGAACAGUCGGCAGUCAGCCUAGAAGAAAUUUGCCUGGAGAUCGGGGGCAUGGGUUUUGAGGCCAACACGGCCGACGAAAAGGCCGCCUCGAUUUCCAGGAGAUCGGACCAUGCCAGCGAAGCACUGGUCAAGCUCCGUGUGGAGGGCAUGACUUGCCAAUCCUGCGUCAACAGCAUCGAAGGGAAGAUCGGAAAACUCCAGGGCGUCCUGAGGAUCAGAGUCUCCCUCGCCAGCCAGGAAGCCGUCAUCGCUUACCAGCCCUACCUGAUUCAGCCGGAGUAUCUCAGGGACUCCAUAGAUGACAUGGGGUUUGAAGCCGCCAUUAAGAGCAAGAUGGCCCCAUUAGCCAUCGACGCGAUCGACCUGGGGCGCUUACAGAGCCCAAGCCUGAAGAGAACCCCAGCGUCAGCUAGCCUCGACCCUGGGGACGCACCGGGGUCGGGAGGUGAGACAGGGACGGUGGCCACCGUGAGCCUGGGAGUCGAAGGGAUGCACUGCAAGUCCUGUGUCUUCAACAUAGAAGGAAAUAUAGCGGACCUCCCAGGAGUGCACAGUAUCCGAGUGUCCCUGGAGGACAAGAGCGCGCGAGUUGAGUUUGACCCGACAUCCGUCUCCCCGGCAUCCUUACGGCGGGCCAUCGAGGCCCUGCCUCCUGGGAACUUCCGGGUCUCCCUCCCUAACGGAGUGGGCGACGGCGGGACGGAGCGCUCGGCUUGCAGGGGGACGGCGGGGCUCCGUUCGUCUCGCUGCCCCCCAGGGCCCCGAGUGCGGGCGGCAACGAGGAGCACCACCGUGAUCAACAUCGAAGGGAUGACCUGUGCCUCCUGCGUGCAGGCCAUAGAGACCUCGCUAGCCCAGAGAGAAGGGGUGCGUAAUGUCUCCGUCUCUUUAGCCAAAGGCUCCGGCACCAUUGACUACAAUCCCGGGACGACGAGCCCAGAAGAACUCCGAGGGGCUAUAGAAGAUAUGGGGUUUGAGGCAUCCGUCGUCACGGGAUGUACUGGCAGCAGCCACGCUGGAACACUUGGUGCGAAGGAUCCAGUGACCCUGCCUGGGGCAGAGUCGCGUCCCCUGCGGAAGGAAGCAACCGGUGCCCGGGGGCAGGGUGAAGGCGCCAGCCAGGAGAGCCCCGUGACGAAAUCUCACUCCGGCUCACCGCCACCCCUCCGAACCCCGGCUUCUGAGAAGUGUUUCUUACGGGUCACGGGCAUGACUUGUGCGUCCUGCGUGUCCAACAUAGAACGAAAUCUGCAAAAGGAAGAUGGUGUGCUUUCAGUGUUGGUGGCGCUGAUGGCCGGAAAGGCUGAGGUUAAGUAUAACCCGCAAAGCAUCGAGCCACUGGAGAUAGCUCAUCUGAUCCAGAAUUUGGGCUUUGAAGCUACAGUCAUGGAAGAUUACACCAGCUCCGAUGGCAAUAUAGAGCUCAUUGUGACAGGGAUGACUUGUGCCUCAUGCGUUCACAGCAUUGAAUCCAAGCUGACCAAAACGAAUGGCAUUUUCUAUGCCUCUGUGGCCCUCGCCACCAACAAGGCUCACAUCAAGUUUGAUCCUGAAGUUGUUGGUCCUCGAGAUAUUAUAAAAAUUAUUGAGGACAUUGGCUUCCAUGCUUCCCUGGCCCAGAGAGACCCACAUGCUCAUCAUUUAGAUCACAAGAUGGAAAUAAGGCAGUGGAAGAAAUCUUUCUUCUGCAGCCUGGUGUUUGGAAUCCCUGUGUUAUGCUUAAUGAUUUAUAUGCUAAUACCCAGCAACCAGCCUCAUGAGUCAAUGGUGCUGGAAUACAACAUCAUUCCAGGACUGUCCAUUUUAAAUCUUGUCUUCUUUAUCCUGUGCACUUUUGUCCAGUUCCUUGGCGGAUGGUAUUUUUACGCCCAAGCCUACAAGUCUCUGAAACACAAAACCGCCAACAUGGAUGUGCUGAUCGUGUUGGCCACCAGCAUUGCCUAUGUUUACUCUCUUGUGAUCUUGGUGGUGGCCAUUGCCGAAAAAGCGGAGCAGAGUCCAGUGACCUUCUUUGACACUCCCCCAAUGCUCUUUGUCUUCAUUGCCCUGGGGAGAUGGCUGGAACACGUGGCAAAGAGUAAAACAUCAGAAGCUCUCGCCAAACUCAUGUCUCUCCAAGCUACAGAAGCUACCGUUGUGACAUUCGGUGCUGACAACUUAAUCAUCAGGGAGGAGCAGGUGCCCAUGGAGCUGGUUCAGCGGGGAGACGUAAUCAAGGUGGUCCCCGGGGGGAAGUUCCCCGUGGAUGGGAAAGUCCUGGAAGGCAACACUAUGGCGGACGAGUCCCUCAUCACAGGCGAGGCUAUGCCAGUCACUAAAAAACCAGGGAGCACAGUGAUUGCCGGUUCCAUAAAUGCCCAUGGAUCCGUGCUGGUCAAUGCCACGCACGUUGGGUCUGACACCACCCUGGCCCAGAUUGUGAAGUUGGUAGAAGAAGCUCAGAUGUCAAAGGCUCCCAUUCAACAGCUAGCUGACAGAUUUAGUGGCUAUUUUGUCCCUUUUAUCAUCAUCAUUUCAACCAUGACAUUGGUGGUUUGGAUUAUAAUCGGGUUCAUCAACUUCGAUGUUGUUCAGAAGUACUUUCCCAAAUACAAUAAACACAUCUCACAGAGCGAAGUGGUGAUCCGCUUCGCCUUCCAGACCUCCAUCACGGUUCUGUGCAUAGCAUGCCCAUGCUCUCUGGGCUUAGCUACUCCAACAGCGGUCAUGGUGGGCACAGGCGUUGCUGCUCAGAACGGCAUCCUCAUCAAAGGAGGGAAACCUCUGGAGAUGGCUCACAAGAUAAAGACAGUGAUGUUCGACAAAACGGGCACCAUUACCUACGGGGUCCCCAAAGUCCUGAGAAUCCUCCUGCUGCUGGACCCAGCCACUCUACCCUUGAAGAAGGUCCUGGCGGUUGUGGGCACUGCCGAAGCCAGCAGUGAGCACCCGUUAGGCCUGGCAGUCACUAAAUACUGUAAAGAGGAACUUGGAACAGAAACCCUAGGAUACUGUACAGAUUUCCAAGCUGUGCCCGGCUGUGGAAUCGGCUGUAAGGUCAGCCACAUUGAAGCCAUCCUAGCCCAGAGCAAACACCUUCCCAGCGAACCGAAGAGUCACCUGAACGGAGCUGGCAGUAAUCCCACUGAAAAAGAUGCCGCUUCCUCCCAGACCUGCUCGGUGCUGAUCGGAAACCGGGAAUGGAUGAGACGCAACGGUCUGCAUAUUUCCAGUGAUGUUAACGAUGCAAUGAUAGACCAUGAGAUGAAAGGACAUACAGCCAUCUUGGUGGCUAUCGAUGGUGUGCUCUGCGGCAUGAUUGCCAUCGCGGACGGGGUCAAACGGGAGGCGGCCCUGGCUGUCCACACCCUGAAAAACAUGGGGGUGGACGUGGUUCUCAUCACUGGAGACAACAGGAAAACCGCAAAGGCCAUCGCCACUCAGGUGGGCAUCAACAAAGUCUUCGCGGAGGUUCUGCCGUCUCACAAGGUGGCCAAGGUCCAGGAGCUCCAGAACGAAGGGAAAAGAGUGGCCAUGGUGGGAGACGGCGUCAAUGACUCUCCGGCGUUGGCCAGGGCCGACGUUGGCAUCGCCAUCGGAACGGGCACUGACGUGGCCAUCGAGGCGGCCGACGUGGUCCUCAUCAGAAGCGAUCUGCUGGACGUGGUGGCCAGCAUUCAUCUGUCGAAGAGGACCGUCAGGAGGAUUCGGAUAAAUCUGAUUCUGGCCUUGAUUUAUAACAUGGUCGGGAUACCAAUUGCCGCAGGCGUGUUCAUGCCCGUUGGCAUCGUGCUGCAGCCGUGGAUGGGUUCUGCGGCCAUGGCAGCUUCCUCGGUGUCUGUGGUUCUCUCUUCGCUGCAGCUGAAGUGCUACAAGAAGCCAGGUGUGGAAAAGUACGAAGCCCAGGCCCAGGGCCGCCUGAAGACCCUGACCCCAUCCCAAAUCAGUGUCCACAUCGGGAUGGACGAUCGCCGCCGAGAUUCUCCCAGAGGCCCCUGGGACCGGAUGAGCUAUGUCAGCCAAAUGUCGCUGUCCUCCCUGACCUCAGACCGGCUGUCCCGGCACAGCGCCCUGACGGAGGACGAGGGGGACAAGUGGUCCCUGCUCCUUAGCGACAGAGAUGAGGAGCAGUACAUCUAAGGGACUGCGACCCUCUGCGGAGCACUCUGCAGGCAGGCCCGGAGCCCGACUCUCCUCACCCUCAGAAAUUCCCGGGAGAGAACUGGCAUCCACUCCCUCCCAUGGGCUACCACCCCCAACGCCUCAGUCCACUCAAGCUGAGUGAGCUGAGGAUCGCUCAGGACUCAGGUUCGUUCCGAUGGCUUUGGGUUAGCCCAGGGAUAUCUGCGCUCUUUGCUCUUGGCCCCCGGGAUGUAGCCAGGGGAAGGGAACCCAGGCAGUUGGCACUGGUCCAAGACGCCUCAAGGUGAGGACGCAUGUCCUCGGUCUGGGCCUCUUUACUAACUUCCUGCUUUUUCCGAGAGCUAUUCUUCUAUUCUCCCUUUAGAAAUUGUGAGAAUAGCCUGGGCUCAUAGUUUAUCCAGAACUGGAUGGUGUGGUGGAAAUAAACUCUACAGAAAUCAGGAAAGCCACACUGAGAUCUGGAACCUAUCUGAGCACAUCCUUAAGAUGGACGUCAUCUCUGUGAACACUUCAAAUAAGGUUGCCAUCUUUGACUGCCAUCUCUGACUGAGAGCCUUUUUUUUUUUUCACUUUUAAGACCACAGUUUACCUCAAAGUGCUGCUGUUUUUCUCCAGGAGCACAAAACGCCUCCAGUUUUCCAAAGCUUUCUCUGUGUUAUUGAGUUCUCACUGUGAUAUGGUUCCUUGUUCUUCAUUUUCCUCUCUGUAAUCCUCAGGCUUUUCGCUCUUUUGCUUUGUGCUUUUUCAGCAUGACCAGGCUUCCUGAAAUUGUUCACCCAUAUGCCUGCUGGCCCACCAUCUUUGUUUCUUUAGCAGUCUCCAUGAAGCCUGCUGCUGCUUCUCAUUGUGGAGUAACAUAUUGUGUAGGAGAGAGUCAAUUAGCAGGGCCCUAGAUUCCAAGUCUUGGCUCCCCGAGACUGAAGGUCCCUGAAAACUGGUAACCUAGUAUCUCCAGGAGGUUGUCGUAGCACCAUUUGAGGAUGCGUGAAGUGGAUAUCUCAAAAUGGAGAAACUAUAGGAAGCUCGUCUGGGCCAACAGUAGCCCAUAGAGGAGCAUCAGCCUCCUUUAUAAUCUGUCUCACUAGCCCUCUCCGAAGGAAAGCGAGGUGAGGAAAAAUCCUUUUCUGAAGAGUUCAUCCCAUUCACACCCUUGCUAAUGGAAACAUUCAAUCAUCUUCAUGAUGAGUGUUCAUUAUAGGUCUAUUGUGUUUGGAGCACGGUGCUGGGCCCUUGGGAGCAUCCACUGCAGAUAGGUGUGGGCUUUGUCCCUGAGGCGCUUACAGUCGAUUGAGUUAUAUUUUAGUAAUUAUUAGUUAGGUGUCCCAGGUGGCAGCUCUUCAUUGUGAAUACUGGGGCAGAGCGGGACCCUGAUUUUUGUCAGGGAGGGAGGACUGGGAGAGGAGAGGCUCGAAAGACCUGCCGUGUCGGAGAGCUACCUCUUGGCAUCUUUCCCAUCCAGAUUGGAAACUCCUGGGUCUAAUCAGAGACCUGAUUGAGUGAAGUGAGUUCAGUUCAGAAAGCUGUAGGGGACCGUUAACCAAC